AUGCGCAUGGAACACUCCCAGUCUUUAUUGUCAGCCUGCGGUGAUGGCGCGGAUCGCGGGGGAGCAGCCGGGGCUGCGCUCACGGUGGCUCUGAGAGGCGAAGUGCUGGACGGCCACAUGUACCCGGCCUGCGCCCCCUUUCCAUGCCCCUACCCCCACUUGCCCGCCGCCAAGGGCAAGGGCGUGGCGGGCGGGGGCGGCCGGCGGCCCCGCGAGCCGGGCUGCGUGCCCGGGUCCUGCACGGCGGAGUCCGCCCCGCUCUUCCCCGGGCCCGGGCAGCUCAAGGCCGCCGCGUACCUCGACAGCUACCAGCGGGCGCAGCUGAUGGCGCUGCUGUCGCAGGGCAUCGCGGGCCUGUCCCCGCUGCCCCGCCGCGCCAGCAGCCGCGACGUGGCGGUGCAGGUGAACCCGCGCUGCGACGCCUCGGUGCAGUGCUCGCUGGGGCGCCGCACGCUGCCGCCCAAGACCCGCGACCCGGGUUCCCCGGGCGGCUCCGACAGCGGCUCGGCCUGCCGCAAGGGCCCCGGGCAGGGCCACCCGCCGAACGGCACCCGGCGCUCCGUGCGCUUCCCGCGCUCCGUCGCCCUCUACUCGCCCUUCACCUCCCGUCGCGUCCCCGCCCUGCUGAAAAGGACGGCGGCUGCGGAGGGCGCGUGGCGGCCCGGGGCGCCCGACGGCCAGCCGUCCCCGCCGCGCAACCCCGACGCGGGACGGAGAGGCGGCUCGGCGAGGAAGGAGCCGCAGUCCCAGGAGCGCGGGUCCCCCGCCGCGGUGCCCGCCAACUGCGAGCGGCCGGUGGACGCGCCGGGGCUGCAGCCGCAGGAGGCCGAAGGGGACGUGGCCACUCCGCGGGGCGCGCCCACGAGUCCAGAGCCGCCCCCGACGCAGGGGAAGGAUGAAGAAGCCUCGGGCGAGGAGACGGAGCCCCGGAACCUCGAGCCGGGCCCACGUCUGCGCUUCCAGUUCUUAGAGCAGAAAUAUGGCUUCUACCACUGCAAGGACUGUAACAUCCGAUGGGAAAGCGCCUAUGUGUGGUGUGUGCAGGGCACGAACAAGGUUUACUUCAAGCAGCUUUGCAGAAAUUGUCAGAAGUCUUACAAUCCUUACCGGGUGGAGGAUAUCACCUGUCAAAGCUGUAAAAAGAUGAUCUGUUCCUGCUCCAUCAGGGUGCGCCACACUGACCCCAAACGGUCUCAUCGCCAAGAUCUGUGCGGCAGAUGCAAAGGCAAACGCCUGUCCUGCGACAGCACGUUCAGCUUCAAAUAUAUAGUGUAGGGGAGUGGGCGCCUCGAAAGGGGGCCUGUCCCCUCUCCUUCCUGUGGC
Molecule: messenger RNA, 1323 nt
Organism: Sorex araneus (European shrew)
Lineage: Eukaryota; Metazoa; Chordata; Mammalia; Eulipotyphla; Soricidae
Gene: ZAR1
Product: zygote arrest 1
Exons: 5
Coding region: 1-1275 (424 amino acids)
Biological process (GO): translation
Cellular component (GO): cytoplasm
Molecular function (GO): mRNA base-pairing post-transcriptional repressor activity
Source: RefSeq, a predicted model, not a curated record